Filobasidium floriforme is the source of this 1898-nucleotide messenger RNA. RefSeq names its product 6-phosphogluconate dehydrogenase. Gene Ontology annotation, molecular function: phosphogluconate dehydrogenase (decarboxylating) activity; NADP binding. NCBI's taxonomy places the organism in Eukaryota, Fungi, Basidiomycota, Tremellomycetes, Filobasidiales, Filobasidiaceae. Bases 199 to 1776 code for a protein of 525 amino acids. Gene Ontology annotation, biological process: pentose-phosphate shunt; pentose-phosphate shunt, oxidative branch. The record is from RefSeq and is a predicted model, not a curated record. The transcript has 14 exons. Gene Ontology annotation, cellular component: cytosol.
CUUGAGCCCACAGAUUACGAAGGUGACGACGUCUCAUUUCUCACGCCUCAUAGGCCAUAGGUCAUAGGCCUCAAAGGUCUCACAGGAUAUUCCUAGUCUGGCCAGGAAUUAGUCGUUUAAUACGGGCAUAGCUAUUUCGCACCCAGAGCUGCUUGUCGAGGAUCAAAAGUCUUGACGCGAGAAGAUAAACGAGCAAGCAUGACGGAAAAUAAAGGCAGUGCUGUUCAGGACAAGGCGGUCCCCACUCUGGGAAUGAUCGGGGGAGGCAGUAUGGGAGGUGGUUGGAGUUUGAACGCUGCCGAGCAGGGGGACUCUGUCGCCAUCUACGACACCUCGGACGAUGCGUUGAACAAGGCCGUUGAUGACGGAGAGAACAUCGGAAUCCAUCUCAUUCGGGCUUCUUCCUUGGAGGACAUGGUGGCUUCGUUCGAUACCGGGAAGAACGGACCUAGGGUCUUUGUCAUGAGCUUGCCGCAUGGGCCGGCGGUCGAUAAAGUUCUGGAUGAACUUUUGCCGCUUCUCAGUCCCGGUGAUAUCGUCAUUGAUGGCGGAAACGAGUGGUGGGAGGAGACAGAGCGUCGUCAGGGAAAGUGCGUCAACCGCAAUGUUCAUUACGUCGGCACUGGUGUCUCUGGAGGCUACCAGUCUUCCCGUCACGGUCCGUCGAUCUCCCCUUCGGGCACUACCGAGGCGUAUGCCAAGGUGGAAGAGAAGCUCAAGAAAUGGGCCGCCAAGGACGGCAAGGGGAACCCUUGCGUGUGUUACGUCGGUCCGGGUGGUUCGGGACAUUACGUCAAGAUGAUUCACAACGGUAUCGAACAAGGUCACCUGUCGAUCCUUGCCGAGGCCCAUUACCUGCUGCACCAUACCGCUGGCUUGGAAAACAAGGCCGUCGCGGACCUCUUUGACGAGUGGAACGGCACCAACGCCAAGGGAGGCGAAGAUGACAAGGCUGGAGAAGGCCAGGAGGGGAAAGAGCUGUACGACAACUUUUUGCUCAAGAUUGGAGCCGAAAUCCUUCGAUUCAGGCAUGGAGACGGUUUGGACAUGAAGAAGGGCAUCGUUGACGGAAUCGAGGACAAGGUGACUCAGGAUGUCGACAACUCGGAAGGUACUGGUGUAUGGACUCUUAGGGAGAUCGCCGGGCGACACGUAGCGGCACCUACCAUCGCUGCCGCUCACCAACUUCGUAUCACGUCGGCUUUCCGUCGAACUCGUCUGAAGGCCCACGAGGCACUCGACCUUCCCUUACCAAAGAGGCUUGGUGACGACAAGUCCUUUGAUCAGAAGGAAUUCCUCAAGGACUUGAGGCUAGCCGUUUACGCUGGUAUCUUGGGAUCUUAUGUGCAGGGCAUGCAUAUCAUUGCCCAAGCCUCCGAAGAUCAACACUGGAACAUCAACUAUGCCAACGUCAUCGGGAUCUGGAGGGCCGGCUGUAUCAUCCAGAGCGACGGUAUCUCUGACAUCCUGCAGCCGAUCUAUACCGAGAACCCGAAACUCAAGAACCUGUUGGAGAACCCCAAGAUCGCUCAGGAAUUGCGAAAGUCGUACGACGCUUUGAAGCGAGUCUGCAAGAUCAGUCUCGAGAGCGACUCGAUCACGCCCGCGCUCGAUGCCACCUUGUCCUGGUUGAAGCAAGCCGGGUGUGACUCGUUGCCUACCAACUUUGAGGAAGCCGAGCUUGAUUAUUUCGGCGACCAUCAGUACGACACCAAAGACGAAGCCGCCUUGGAUCCCAAGAAGGGGAAACACCACACCGAAUGGAAGUCGACUUGAGAGGUCGCGCCGAAUGAAGUGGCCGGAAGAGAACAUGAUUGUAUCCUACGAGUAUCAGACGUACUGUAUACGAAUUAUAGAAAGUCCAUUACCGAUAACCGACGGCAUGUGGAAUCCGAUAA